CGAGCUGCGGCGCGCGCGCGACCCGCCAAUUUUCCCAUUAUUGUGGCGCCGCGCACAACCGCCAAAUAGCGACGUUAUGCCUUUACCCGCAGCUUGCCGCUGCGGCGAAUGCCGGCUCGGCUGACGUUGAGCGUGCGGCGAACACGCCGAUUGGUCCGUUCAUGCUGUCCGGCGACAGAUUCGCGUCCUUCCUUUGCCCGGACUGCACUGUCAAGUUCACAACGCUGUCGCACUUGCAGGCGCACUGGCUACGCGAACAUCAUCGGUGUCAGCGGCAGCAGCAGACGACGCUGCUGCUGCAGACGACUGCGGCGCCGGCGGAGCGGAGCGACUGCGGUCAUGUGCAGGGAGACGCAACGGACGACUCCGAUGGUGGAGGACGGGUACGCGGCGUGGACGUCGGCGGCGGGGAGGCUCGGCACGCCUUCCGCAACAAACAGUUCCGCAAGACACAGCGCUGCGAUCUCUGCCAGCAACCGCUCAGGGACCAGGGGGCAUCCUGCAGAGCCUGCAAAUACUGCUGCCACCUCCACUGCGAGCCCAAGGUGAUAUCCUCCUGUGACCCCAAACAGAGUUAUGAGUUGAGUCGCACUGAAAGCAGAGAACUCCGACAUUCCAGGAGAUCGAAGAGUCCUGGAUCCCGAUCACUUGAACGAACGAGAAGCCCAAGAAGCCUCGAACGACAACUUAGUUUCGCCAUGGAUGUGACAUACGUAACGGAGAAGAUUAUCGUUGUCACGUUUCCCGAAGGUGGAUUAGACACCACCUAUCGGAGUAACCUGAAGGAGGUGACCCGAAUGCUAAGGACAAAGCAUGGGGACAAGUACACGGUGUUUAAUCUCUCCGAAAAACGGCACGACCUCGCCAGGCUCAACAGCCAGAUUGCGGAGUUCGGGUGGCCGGCCCAUCUCUCGCCGCCGCUCGAGAGGCUCUGCACCAUCUGCAAGAGCCUGGACUCGUGGUUCCACGCCGAUCCGCAGAACGUCGCGAUCCUUCACUCUAAGGGUGACAAGGGCCGCGUCGGCGUCGUACUGGCGGCGUACCUGCACUACACCAGCAUAUGCGCCAGCGACAAUCAAGCCCUCGACCGGUUAACAAUGCGGAGGUACUACGAAGACAAGCUCUACUCCUCGAUGCACCCUUCCCAGAGGAGGUAUGUUCACUACUUCACGGAGCUUCUGUCCGGCAACAUCAAGAUGAACAACAACGCUCUGUACCUGCACCAUCUUAUCCUUCACGGAAUUCCCAACUUCGACAACAGAGGAGGUUGCCGGCCAUUUUUCAAGAUCUACCAAGGCAUGCAGCCGGUGUACACGUCGGGCGUCCACGUCGCCACGGACGGCUCUCGGCGGCUGGUGGUACCGCUGGAGGCGAACCAGGCCCUUCGGGGCGACGUGCUCAUCAAGUGUUACCACAAGAAGCAGCGGCCCGCUGGCCGGACACCCAUCUUCCGGGUGCAGUUCCACACGUGCACCCUCGAGGGCGGCAAGGUUUUCUUCGCAAAGGCGGACCUCGACGACGCCGUCUCUGAUCCCCGUUUUCCUGACGAUGGUCAAGUGGAACUGCUGUUCUCCGAUCGACCUGAUGACUUCAGAGGAAAUGGUUCUGUGACCGACAUGGUCAGUACAGCCGACCAGACGAAAGAUCCACUGGUCAGGCAGGAUUCGUACGAAAAUUUUGACCUGAUUCACGAAGACAGCCAAAGUGAUCUCGAUGAUCUGAUUGAGCCGACCAACAUUUCUGUUCCCCACGCAGAGGGUCCCCUUGACGGAAACCUCUACGCAGUGGUGUCCAAGGCUGGCAGGCAGCCCGUGGACGGCGGCCCCUUUUCCCCCUCCUCCCCCAACGCCGCCGCCCCCGACACUGACGUGCUUGACGGGCCGCACACUGUGAGCAUGGACUCGGGCAUCUCCUCCUCUUCGGGCCUGCACAAUUACGGAAACCCUAGCCCCCAGGGGCUGCUCCACAAAGUGCCCAACGGAGGCACCGUCGAAGUGGAAGUGCACCACUCGGCUGACGGUGGCCACCCGCAACAGCAGCACCAGCAGUACCACCACCACCAACAACAACAACCAGUGCGGAGCCCCCUGCGGUCAGAGCACGCCGAGUUGGACGACCUGCUGGACGGAAUGCUGCGCGAGAUCCGCUCCAUGCCCAACCACCCAGCUUCCCCGCCGCCCGGCAGCGGCCGUGCUAACCCGUCGCACUCGUACGGCACGCUGCCCCACGGCAGCCCCAGCUCGCUCUCAAAUCCAGGUCACGGCACCAUCUACUAUUCGUACACGUCGCGCACCGCGUCAUCGGAGCCUCCGGCGGCGGCGCAGCGCAAUGGCGGCGGAGACCACCUGGCUGGCUACCAGCGCUGGCCGCUGCACCACCAGGAGCCCGACGGCCGGUCUCCGGACAGCGGCCACCGCACCACAUCGCCCUUCUCGUACGGCGUCGAGUACGGGAGUCCCGCGCUCAGGCGCCGGCGAGCACACUCGGAGUCGGCCAGGGACUCGUUCGAGGAUCGCAGCUACGGCACGCUGCGAGACGCCUCGCUCAGCCCCGAGCCUGUGGUCGGAAGUCAGUCGUGGCUGCAAAAGCAACAGCAGAAACUGCGCGCCCGCCGAGAAGGUUCGUGGGAAGAUAGGCAUCGCAAGGAGAGACAGUUGAUCGCGGAAUUACGCACAGCCACCGCCAUGCGUAGUCCCGAACCACCCAACGGCACAGUGGACAUGUCACCGAUGAACGGCGACGUGGGAACGCUAAAGGGCACCAACUACUCGACCCCGCUGCACAUCCACACGAGCAGCAAGCCCCCGAUCCAUCGCGGCCUCAGUGCGCCAACGUCGCCCAUCAUCCCGUCGCGGACGAGCAGCCGGGAUGUGACGCUGCGCAGGUAUCCACAGUGGCAGCCGCAGCCGCUGCCGACAGUAGCGCAGCCCAUCGUGCGCCAGAAGUCGGACACGUCGUUCGACCGGGAGAGGCCGUUCAUGGAGGCCAAGCGGUCGCACCAGCAGGCACGCGACCAAAUGGCGGCCGGCGACCCGGCAGGUACGUCUCCGCUCCGGCUCAUCUCAUCGUCGGUCGUGUACGGCGAUCCUAGCGACCCCGCGCGGAGACCCGGCGUGUUGGCCGGUAGUCAGCCCUCUGCCAGCUCAGCUCCGCCGCCGAGGCGAGACGACAUUCUGGCCAUGUUGAACGACCCGCCGUUCUCAACGGCGGUCAAGGCGUCGUCCCCUGUCGAGACAGCACAAUACAAGGUAGAAGAACCGGUACAGUUACAUGAGAUGGCACCAAUAGCCCAGUCAACUCCAAACAAGUACACGCAGGACGACAGCUCCCUGGAAGGCUCGUCGCCUUGGCCUACGAGGGGAACGGACGACAGUCCGUCGGCCAGUCCUUCCAGCGCGACGGACCGGCCGGCUACGCCAGCGUUCCCUGUGCCUCCGAGGACGCCCUACAUGAACCAAGAUUCGUCGGGAGGACUACCGCCUAAAAGCCCAACUCUUUCUCGUCGGAGGAGCCCCUCGCCAGCCACCGUGAGUGCCUUGCAGCAGAGCCUGCCGCCGUCUUCGGGACUUCCGACAAGCCCCAACGGCCAGAGCUCGCCGACCGUCUAUUUCGGCCAGUCAAGGAGGUCAAGCAUGCUCUCCUUGACAGACUCUCCUGAAGUCAUCCAUCACCACCCUGUUUUUGUGAAGGACACCUCCAAGUAUUGGUACAAGCCCAACAUCAGCAGGGAAGAAGCCAUCCACGUGUUGAAGACGAAGCCACCGGGCACAUUCAUUGUGCGGGACAGCAACUCCUUCCCUGGUGCCUUUGGUCUGGCACUCAAGGUGGCCAGCCCACCUCCUAAUGUCCAGACUCGAUCAGGUGACCCAUCGAAUGAGCUGGUGCGGCAUUUCUUGAUCGAGCCUACCGCCAAGGGAGUUCGACUCAAGGGCUGUGCCAAUGAACCUGUCUUUGGGAGCCUGUCUGCCCUUGUUUAUCAGCACUCCAUCACGCCGCUGGCUCUUCCUUGCCGACUGCUGUUGCCAGAGUCUGAGAUUGGAGGUGUGCCUGUCUGGGCAGGCGAUGUUGUGGACAGCACCACAGCACCAACAACUGCUGCUACGGCUUCUAGUCUCCUGCAGCAAGGAGCAGCUUGCAAUGUGCUGUACCUGUGCACCAUGGACAUGGAGUCGCUGACGGGCCCGCAGGCAGUGCGGCGUGCUAUGGCUGAGCUGCUGGCCAUCUCACCACCACCUGUGCCCACUGUAGUCCACUUCAAGGUCUCCUCGCAGGGCAUCACCCUCACCGACAACAACCGAAAGUUAUUCUUUAGGAGGCAUUACGCGCUUAACGCGAUCAGUUUCUGUGGCACUGACCCUGACGACAGGCGCUGGACUCAGAAAGAUGAAGAUGCAGGAGUCACUGUCACUGCUAGGUGCUUUGGCUUUGUGGCCCGUAAACCAGCUAGCAAGACAGACAACCAGUGCCACCUAUUUGCCGAGCUGGAUCCAGAGCAGCCAGCAUCAGCCAUCGUCAACUUCGUUGGCAAAGUCAUGGAUGGGGCUGGGAUAUCAGCAACACGGGCAAACAUGAUAUAAGUGUACUCUACUGGUUGUACAAAGCCAAUGCGAGCUGUCUAGCCAUAUCUCUCAAGGUUAGUGAUGCUCUGAGGACACCGCCAUUGCUUUGAAGGCGCACAAAAGGCAAAGACUAUAGCUGCAAUAGGACUUUUUGUGCUGCACCAUGAAGUGUGUCCCAAUAUCUUAUUGCGAGUGUUCCUAUCGCACCACAUCAGUGCAAGCCCAAAGUGCAAAACCUAAUUACUUGUUGAACACAAGCAACAGAUAUAUUUGACAUUGUAUCUUAUUAAUUAUGCAGACUAGAUUAUAAAGUAAAUAUGCAAAUCUUUUAACAUGCCUGAGGCUGGAGGACUGUUUGAAACAGUGACACUUUUGGCUUCAUUUGCAUUUGUAGUGACAAAGAUAGAAUGCUUACGGUGCUGUUGUUUACUACAGCAAAAUAAGUAAGACAGAAAGCUUGUCUUGCUUAUGGAAGGCCACAACCGGUGGCUAGAUAUUUUCGAUUUGGUGCAGCUAGCACAUUGUUGUAUAUUGUGAUUAUUUUAUAACCAUCCUUAUGAAUGAAGAAAAUAUUGUCAUUUUUCUUAGACCUUUUUGCACAAAAGCAAAGCUUGGAAUGCUAAGACAAUGGCUAUGGUUUUUAUUAUUGCACAUCAUGUUUCAAAUGAAAUGAGAAACAAGUCUGUAUGUGCUUGCUUUUAAUCUGUGUGUUAAAGUGCAACCUUACCAUGUGUCACAAGAGUCCCACAAGCUGUGGUCAUGCCAUUUGUCCAGCAUUAAACAUUCACAUUUGAUUUUCAUUAGUUCCUUACAGGUUUUUCAAAUGAACUUUGAGUUAUAAUGAUCAUGCAUUGGCAAAGUGCAAUGAAAAGAGUUUUGUUUGUGUAGUACAUACACAGUGCUGCAAACGAAAGCUUCGUGGCAAUCAAAUUAUGUUUCUUUUGAGGCAUCGAGAGAUAUAUGCCAAAUUCAUUUCUACAUGAAUUGUAGCUUAGUAUAUGCAUGACUGUACCCUGCCUGUAUCUUUAGCAGCACAGCACCACUUGCAUGAAAGCCCAGUAGUUAAAUAUUUGAAUUGUCAAUGGCGGGCAGCCCAUAUUCACCACAUUUUUCAUUUUUACUUCAGUUGUUCUUACAUUUUAGGAACACUCAAGUUAUUCUAUCUAAAGGUACUUUUUAGGAAACAGUGGCUGUUCCAUUGAGUUUUAUAAAAUACUUGAUACCCAAGAGGCUUAUUGAGUAUUUAAUACCAAAAUAUGGCACCUUAAUAGUGGAAGGAGGUACGAAAUGGAAUUGUUAAUGUAAUUUACCUUGAUUUUGGUGGAGUUACAGUGAAAUUAAGUGGUGAUGAAUUCUUGUUUGUCAGAAUACUAAAAUGACAAGUUUUUACUGCUGGAUUCUUUUCUAGCAGCCUCUGUCCAAAACUAUACAAUACAAAACUAGUAUGCAUUAAAUGAAACAUCUUCAACAGAGAUCUGUCUGGCUGGGUGGGAAAUAUUAGAAAUGAAAACUGCUCCGGCCAAGGGCGACUCUAUUUCUUCGACCGUUUCAGUCAUCCCCUGAAGAAGGGACUGAGCCAGUCUCGAAGUGUGGAGAACUUCUGAACCUUUGCUGGAGCCGUUUUUGCUUCUAAUGUACUAGUGUGAGUUAUUUAAACGUGUAAGUGCUCUACAAAUAAAUGUUUGGCUUGCAUAGUGUGUUCUUGGUGACAGGCAGGUGUUCAGGCAGAAAGAACAGCUUAAGAUUUACAGAAAUGUGAGCCACUGCUGCUGAUGCUUCAUUCACUGCGUUGUCAAUAUAUAGUGAGCUCAUUGAUCUGCUUGCUUCACGAGUUUUGUCAAAUCUCCAAGAUUGCCUUUGUAAUGCUUUCUGAAUGUGUGAAAUACGUUUUGUUGGGCAUCAGGAGACUAUGCCAUGCUAUUUAGUGGCCACAUUGUGCUGUAGCAGGUAUAUGAAGUGUGGCUUUUCAAUGUGGCAGCAAAGAGUGUUCUAUGUAAACAAGAGUGCCUGGUGCACUGACACAUGUUAAACCUAUCAACGGGUGCAAUAUGACUUGCCCACAAGAAGAUCUUGCAAGGAACAUUCUGUUCAUAUACUGCUGUCAGUGCGCAUAAAUGUGUCUUUCCGCACAAAAUAUGCCAUGUUACUAUUGUGGCAUGAAUGGGCAGUUACUUUAUUGCGACUGUUUUGAUGCACAUACCUCUGCUAAGUGUUCACUGUUUGAAAUGUGAAUCUGCAUUCAGCGCUUCAUAACAUAUACACUAUAUACAUAUAAAUAUUAUAUAUAAGAUGCUACUGUUGAUGUUUUCUUUGUAGAUUGUCAUAGAAGUGCCAUCUUUUAACAUAUUUUGGUCUCGCUAAUAAAGUAAAGUGGCUGUA
This is a messenger RNA of Dermacentor silvarum, 6938 nucleotides long. It is a transcript of the gene by, whose product is annotated as tensin-1-like. The record is from RefSeq and is a predicted model, not a curated record. Gene Ontology annotation, molecular function: protein binding. NCBI's taxonomy places the organism in Eukaryota, Metazoa, Arthropoda, Arachnida, Ixodida, Ixodidae.